Molecule: messenger RNA, 894 nt
Organism: Drosophila bipectinata
Lineage: Eukaryota; Metazoa; Arthropoda; Insecta; Diptera; Drosophilidae
Product: venom allergen-1-like
Source: RefSeq, a predicted model, not a curated record
UCAGAAGCUCCAUAGUAAUCGCUAGAAGUCGAAGGCAAUAUGAAGCUCGCUUUGUUCACAAUCCUGAUGGCGGUCAUGGGAGUGUCCCAGGCCACCGACUACUGCUCGUGGGACAUUUGCAACGGGGGCAGCCACAUCGCCUGCGGGCACAGCAAUUGGUGGGACAGCGCCUGUCCCGGGGACGCGGAACUGAUCGACAUCAACGACGACUAUAAGUGGGUCUUUGUCCACUCUCACAAUGAUAAGCGCAACUACAUCGCUGGAGGAUACGAUCCCAACCAUAAUGCCGCCUGCCGUAUGGCCACCAUGGAGUGGGAUGAUGAGUUGGCCUAUCUGGCCUCCCUCAAUGUUCGCCAGUGCAACAUGGUGCACGACAGCUGCCACAACACCGACGCCUUCAAGUACUCCGGACAGAACCUGGCCUGGCAGGCCUACUCCGGCGACCUGCCUGACAUGGGAUAUAUCCUCGACAACAGCGUCCAGAUGUGGUUUGACGAGGUCUACAACUCCAACAGCGGCAUUAUCUCUGGAGGCUACCCCGCCGGCUACAGUGGACCUGCUAUUGGUCACUUCACCGUGAUGAUGUCCGAGAAGAACACUCGUCUGGGCUGUGCCGCCGCCCGUUAUAACCGCGAUGGAUGGAACCAGGUGCUUGUGGCAUGUAACUACGCCACUACGAACAUGAUCGGCGCCCAGAUUUACUCCAGCUGCGACUAUGGAUCCCAGGGCUGCAAUUCCGGAUCCAAUGGCGAGUUCGGCAACCUCUGCUCCAACUCCGAGUGGUACGAUGUCAACAGUUGGUAAACAUUUCAAGAUAAAUAAUCCUCAAAAUGGAAGCCCAAAAAAUAAAGGGAUUCGGCAAUUUAUUAUUCAGAUUUAUUAUUCAAACUUAAA